Lindgomyces ingoldianus is the source of this 1034-nucleotide messenger RNA. RefSeq lists its product as uncharacterized. Lineage: Eukaryota; Fungi; Ascomycota; Dothideomycetes; Pleosporales; Lindgomycetaceae. The record is from RefSeq and is a predicted model, not a curated record. The transcript is spliced from 2 exons. The coding region runs from base 206 to 853 and encodes 215 amino acids.
CAGCAAUAAGAUUCUCUUUGUCUCUUUUUAAGGGGAAUUUGAAUCUGGGUGCGAUUUAUCGAUCGUGUGCCGCACAUCUUCUGAUGACUUAAGUGUGAACAUUCAAUCACCGUCCUAAUCCACAUUUCCAGCUAGAACCAAGCUUUUCAACUUUUUCAACUUCUUCAACUUCCUCAACCUUUCAUCUCAGCACAGUCGCUUCGAAAUGUCUGUUCCUAUCCGGCCCGUCCUUGUUAUCUACUCGCAUGGCCGUAACCCACCUCUCAAUCCGGCGCCAGACCUCAAAUACGACAUCCGCAGCAUUCCAAACCCUCCCAAAGCCCUACGCGAUACGAGUGACGGCCGUUCAAAGCGGAUACGUGAGCACCUACUCUCCGAGCCGAAAUUCUCGCAAAAGUUGGAGCUAGUUGAAAAAGACAUCCGCAUAAGGAUGGACACCAUGAUUGCAGAAAUUACAGCCAAGAGCCAGGGUAUAGGCGGCGAGGAAGAGGCAGAGGCACAGACGCAGACACAGGCACAGGCGCAGGCGCAGAUAACCACGCCGUCAAACCAAGAAGCGACACAUUUGAAUGAGGAACACUCUGACACUGAAGAUGCUCGACGAUCAACGAAUGAGGUACUCCUCCGAGUCGGCUGUAAUUGUGCGCUGGGCCAUCACCGCUCUGUCGCCUUUGUCUGUGAACUCGCUCAACGGCCCUGGCCUAGAGAUUGGCAUGUCGAAGUCAUACACCGAGACUUGGAGAAGAAGCGCUCUGGUGGCGUGAGGGUAAAACAGAAAGCUUCUUGGAAGGAUAGGGGCAAGAGGUGGAGUGAGCAUAAUAGCAAUCACGAUACAGACAUGCAUUUUGAUUGAGGAGUGGGUGAUGCAUGCGGCUAUGAUGUGGGGACUCUGUAUACGUGGUUCAAAAGACAGCUGGGCAUGGGUUGGAGGAGUUUGAAAGGAGAGAGAGUGAAGAAUGAGCUUUGUUCGUGCCACGUGGAUGAGGCUUGCUUCUCUGCUGCUCCAACAGCCUGUUUCUUGUGGUCGAAUAAAU